Molecule: messenger RNA, 3760 nt
Organism: Poecilia reticulata (guppy)
Lineage: Eukaryota; Metazoa; Chordata; Actinopteri; Cyprinodontiformes; Poeciliidae
Source: RefSeq, a predicted model, not a curated record
AAACUCGGGAGGGGAAGCGCUACGCUGUGAAAACUCCCAGGAUUUACACUCUGCCAUUUUGAGUAAAAGACUGCCGACAGCGGAAUUCAGACGUGUCCAUCAAGUGGCGGUCAUGACCUGAAUUAAAGCAGAACAGCUCGGCGGGACUUUAUGGAAAAAAACUUUGAAUCGGAGGACCUGUGAUCCAGGAGCCGUUGUCCUUUGAAGCGUCCAGCCAUGUGUUCCACCAACCAUUCCAACUGGGUCACCUUUGACGACGAAGUCACGCCGGUCUCAUCGCCUCAGAAGCCCCUGCAGUCACCCUCUCUUAUCAAAGCAUCAGUACCACGUCCCAAUGGUCUGAAGUUGGUGCUUCCUCCAAUCAAAGACACUUCCUGGAGCUUCAGCGGUUCACUGGAAUCGCCUCAAAGCCAGUCAGGCUCCAGUGGGAAGUCUUUCAGACCCUGCAGCAGCGCCUUGAGUACUCCUGUGACCAGAGUCUCCACCAGCACCAGCCCGUUUCACUUCCCAUCGUGCGAAAAAAAUGCCUUCAUCCGGAGUUUUUCCAGCCCAUCGGGCGUCUCCGUGCCCUCACCGGCACCAGAGACUUCAAGUCAACCCGCGGAUGGGCCGAACCCCUUCCCAGCUUUCAGGGGAAACUCUGGACACUUCAACCCCUUCUGGGACGAUUCCAGACGGAGCGUGGAUGUAAGCAGCUCCUCCUCAGACUCAGACACAGACAACAGCCUACCGCGAUUCUUUAUUCGGACCAAAGAUGGCAGCACGCCUCCUCCCCGCGACCAACCCCAGAACCCUUUCUCCUUUGUCUGCAAUAAACUGGAAGACCUACAAGUAGGAAAUGAGGGACAUACGGACAUAUCAGAGGGAAGAAACGAGGUUAUAGGCGAUGGUUCGGUACAGUUCGUCCCCAGGGGUCUUUUCCGUAGUCAGAAGAGGGAUGGCUGGCCCAUCAUGCUCAGGAUUCCUGAAAAAAAGAACCGCAUGUCGUCCCGACAGUGGGGGCCCAUCUAUCUCCGCCUGCUCCCCGGAGGCGUGCUGCAGAUGUUCUACGAGAAAGGCCUGGAGAAGCCGUACAAAGAGUUCCAGCUCCUCCCCCAGUGCAGGCCGUCGGAGCUGAAGGUGGAGAACUACAGCGAGCCCAGGAAGGUCCUCACCGUCAAGGUGGAGCUCUUCUCCUACACCGAGAAGAAGCGCUUCCACCCGAAGCUGGAGGUGAGUCACGAGGCGGAGGUGGAGCAGCUGCUGAAGUUCGGCUCCACGGCGCAUGAGGACAUGGAGGAUCUGGUUGUCUCCAUGGAGGAGGAGAUCUUCAAGCUGAGCGUGCCGCAUCAGCAGAGGCGGCAGUACGAGGAGCAGGAGCUGUCGCUGCAGGUCACUGACCACAUCUGGAUACACCUGGAUAAGUUGGGGACGGUCAUGGAGAGGGCAGCUUUCACCCAGAUCCACUGUCUGGCCUUCCUGAACGGACAGGGCGACUGUUUCCUCGCCCUGAACGAUCUUGGCUUGCUGCAUUCCAACUCCAGCUAUGGGUACGAGGAGGACAGCGACCUCUGGAUGGAGAUCACCGACCAACAUUUUCACCAAUGCGUGAACGAGACUGAGUUUCAGAUGUCCCGGCUCAUCAAGUUCUCCCCUCCGGAUGCGUGCCGGGUGGAGCUGAUGCGGUACAAAACGGCGGUCCUGGGCUGUACCGAGAUUCCCUUUUCGAUCAAAGCCGUGGUCACGGUCCAAGGAGCCUACGUGGAGCUGCAGGCCUUCCUUAACAUGUCUGCCACCUUCCUCUCCUCCCUCAGGACGUCCGACACCUCCCAACCGCUGUGUGAGAACGUAGUGAUCCGCAUCCCGGUUCCAGGCGACUGGGUCAAGGUGACGCAGACGGUGGCCUUGCUGCGGCAAAGGUCGCUGAAGGCCCGGAUGAAUAGAAACGCCUGCCUGGGCUCGGUCAGAGCCGCGGACUCGCAGCCCGUCAUGCAGGUGUCCAUCGGAUCCGUCAAGUACGAGAAUGUUUAUUCAGCCAUCGUGUGGAGGAUCGAUAGACUGCCUGCCAAGAACACAGCAAUGGAUCAUCCCCAUUCAUUCUCCUGUAAGCUGGAGCUGGGAUCCGAUCAGGAGAUCCCCUGUGACUGGUACCCCUUUGUCUCCAUGGAAUGUGAAAUCUCGGGCGCGGUCGUGUCGCUGACCAGGGUCAAGUCCCUCGGCACUGUGAACGACAUUCAGCCGCAGAAACACGUGACCAGCUGGACGCGCUAUCACUGUCAGGCCAAACUCUACCUGUCCAUCAUGGAUGAUGUGAUUGACGGCAUGAAGGAAUUGUUUCUGGAUGAAGGCCUGGAAGAUCGAGUGCUGGACGACUUGAGGCAUCUUUGGGAGUCAAAAGUGUUGCAGUCCAGAGCAAUGGAGGACUUCAGGAAGAACAUCAACUCCUCCAACUUUGUUCUCCAGCUUCCUGCCAGCUACUCACAGGCCGACCAGAACCAGGAACUUCCAGCUCCAGGUUUGACACAAACGGGUCAGAACAUCCACAGCUUACCGGUCCAGAACAAAACCAAAACUCUUGCUACUUUUUCGCUCCCCGCUGCGCUCCCCUACCCCAUUAAGAUACCGGCAGGCGUCACUCUACAGACGGCUUCUGGGCAACUUUACAAAGUCAAUGUUCCUGUCGUCGUUACUCACGCUCCAGCAGGGCAGCGGGCUGCGUCCCGUCUCUCUCAAACCGUCCCGGAACAGAGCGAAGCGGCAGCUCCACCAAAUCCCAUCCCGCUUCAUGAGCCGGAGUCCUGCUCUGCUCCCGAUUCCUUCGUCACGCAGUCGAGAACCGGUCUCACCCCGAGUCAGGAGAGCGGCCUUCCUCGGGAGCCUCCAGGUCGAGAGGUCACACUGGGAGGAAGUGAUUCGAGCGCCCAGCCUGAACCUGGCUCUCCCUGCAGUCAGCUGUUGGACAUCCAGAUCUCUGCAGAGGAGGCUGCUCUCGCACAGAGGACGCAGAGCAGAGACAUUGACGAAAUCCUGAAAGAAGUCAUAGAGGAGGAGAGGGAGAAAGCCAGCAGGGUGUGGAAACUAGCUGCUGGGAACCAGUCUGGAGCUGAUCUGGGGCUGGACUUGGACUACACCUACAGAGAGCUGUCGGAUAUUGUCCAGCUGGAUGGCCCUGCCGACGGCUCGGACCCAGAGGAGGAAGGGGAGGCUCCCAUGGAAGAGAGCGACUUCCUGGGUUUGAUCAACGCAGAGGCAAUCAGAGCGCUGCAGGAGGAAAACUGCAGCGACGGCGACAGCAUCUCCUCCAGCAGUGACGAAGGCGUGGCGCACGAACUCGCUAACGUUGAAGACGAGGAUCCUCUUAAUUCUGGAGACGAUGUUGUCGAACAGGACAUCCCGGAUCUUUUUGACACCGACAAUGUGAUCGUUUGCCAGUACGACAAGAUUCACCGCAGUAAAAAUCGCUGGAAGUUUCACCUGAAAGAUGGAGUGAUGAGUUACGGAGGCAGGGACUACGUGUUUUCUAAAGCUGUAGGAGAAGCGGAGUGGUGAGGAGAUCGCUUCGUAAAGGAAAGUCAUGAAAAAUGAAGUGCAGAAAUUCAGUUAAGAGACGCAUAAAGCCGUUUCUGUUUCAAAUCACUGUUGAUUCUUGUCAUUAUUUAUCAAAGCAAGGCUGAAAGUGGAAACUUUGAAGUUCCCUGUAGUUUAUUUUGCUCCAGUUUACUGAGAGAAAUGUGACGGAUUUAUGUUUGAGAGAAUUUUAUUAAAGAGACUUUUUCUCUUC